This is a messenger RNA of Varroa destructor (honeybee mite), 3898 nucleotides long. RefSeq names its product MFS-type transporter SLC18B1-like. Gene Ontology annotation, biological process: transmembrane transport. Gene Ontology annotation, molecular function: transmembrane transporter activity. The record is from RefSeq and is a predicted model, not a curated record. Lineage: Eukaryota; Metazoa; Arthropoda; Arachnida; Mesostigmata; Varroidae.
CUUCUCAGUGAGCCGAGUUUAUUAAUUUAUUAUUCAUGAUUAUGAAAUUAGUUAUAGAACUGACAUAGUGAUUGUUUGUGUUUGAAAUCAGCAAAAAAAAGGUACGACUAGCGUGUUACGUCAAAUUACUAGAUUAAGUUCGAAGAUGUGCGGGCCAGCUACAGUGCACGGAAAAUCAUCACCAUUGCCACUUGGGAAGAGAACCGUGGUGCUUUUCUUCAUUCUUGUAGGCUGCUUUCUUCAGGGUUCGACCUAUUCUCAUCUAACAUCGUUCUUCAACAAGUAUGCUCUUGUUGAAAAAGACCUUUCCUCCAGUCAGCACGGGAUAAUUAUGGGAUCUUACUGCUUCGUCAUUAUAUUUGUAACACCAAUCACCGCGAAGCUAGUUACAACGCGACGUUUCAUGGACAAAAUGAUCCUAUUCUUUGGCUGGGCAGUAGACGCGAUUUUCUGCAUGGUCAUGGCCGCAGUAAGUAAAGUACCAAGCGGCUAUCCAUUUUUCGGGUCUGCUCUUGCCAUGCGCCUUUUAGAAGCUAUCGGCUGUGCCAUAGGUUUCUUCAUGCUGUAUAUCAUUGUUGGCGCUGAGAUGAGCGAGAUUAAUCAUAUCGUCAUUCCUAUCAUUGAGACAGUAUACGGGGUAUCUGUUAUGGUAGGGCCAGCAAUAAGUGGCAUACUCUACGAUUAUGGCGGAUUUACCCUGCCGUUCCUGACGUUAGGCGGAGCACUUCUGGUGUUAACCGUUCUGGGUCUCCUCAUUUUUCCUAAGCCAAGACCGAUUCCACUCGACACGGUGAAUGAUAAGCCGCCCAGUAUGUGGUCAGCCAUGAAAGCCCCGAUUAUCAUGAACAUCAUCUGCGCGUUUAACACGUCCAUGCUCGUUUCGUUUAACGAAUCGACGUUGGCGUUCCGACUUAACGAAAAGUUCGGAAUGAGCGCGUCGGAAUCCGGCUUCGUGUUUUUUUAUGCUGGUAGUUUGUAUGCUUUUUCAAGCUUAGUUCUCGGUUACCUGUCGCGCAAAGUGGCAGAUCCGCGUUGUCUAGUUCUACCAGGCCAGAUUCUCAUCGUAGUGGCACUGGCCAUUCAGGCACCCCUGAUGCCUAUCAAACAAACAAGGCAAACGAUUUAUAUGGCGCAGGCUCUUUUCGGAUUCGGCACAGGGCCCGCAUAUGUCUGCUGUUACCUACACUCGCUGAAGUACCUCGCUAAUGGAGCCGAAACAAAAGAGACGUACGCGGUACUAUCAGCCAUUUUCACGCCGAUGACUGCUUUAGGUAGCACGCUUGGCCCGCUUGUCGCUGGAAUUAUUCUAGAUUUCUCUAGCUAUGAAACAGUGGUCGCCGUGAACACUGCGCAAACGAUCGUUGUAACCUUAGGUUUUGUAGCGGCCAUAUUCUUCACUAAGUCUAAUGUCCCUUCAAAGCCACCACCAGCAUAAAUUAAAUUAAUAUAUAAGUAGACAAAAUAACAAUUGAUAUAAAAUUCUAGUGUAAUAAAUUGUUCCAUAUCCAUAACUAAAACUGUAUUUUUAAUGAAACCGUUCAGGUAGCCAAUCGAAUGUAAUUUUAUAUUCCUCUUUGAACCACAUAUAUACGGUCCUUAACGUAUCGCGAAUAGCUUAAAACUGAUCAUAAGGUUUACGUAAUUAUAUAAUAGAUAACAUUUUAUGGAAUGUUAAACAAAGGUAAUUAUAUAUUCGUCAUCAUAAUACGGGUGGUAUCCGGGCUUGUUAGCCGUUCAGUUACUUUAAGUUGUUGAUUGUUCUCUGUUGAUUUAGUCCGGAAUAAGCAAAUGCUGUGUGCAGAAUUGAAACAAGCGGAGAAGAAAGCACUAGACGGUGUGUAAGACCAGUGGUGCCGAAUAAGUAAUUUAUUCCAGGGACCCCAAAAAUAGCAGCGGAGUAGUUUGGCGCGGUUGCCAAAGGUUGCUUAAUUGCUAUAAUAAUCAACUAGCACGAAGUCCUUGACGUUAUCGUUAUUUGAAAGUGUGCCAGUACCCCGAUACAGAAAUUGUCCAUGUGUCUAAGACUUCGAAAAAAGGCUACGUUCGACAAAGUGCUACAGAAAGUUUUGGGACUUGAAAAAUGGGCAUUACGUAUAUUUGUUCAGCUAAGUGCGUACAGACACUUGAGACAAAGGCAGGAAUAUGAAAGUUCUAGCUAGUGUCGGAGACCACACAAAAAACUGAUUCGACAGCAGCGCCAAACGCCAUCAUGUCGACAGCUAUUAGCGUGUUCUACGGGGACGUAUCACACACUGCGUGCUUUGUGCUGGUGCUGAUAAAAAGGCACGCAGCAAAACGUAGAUCUGUUGCGAGAAGGACAGGACCCCUUAGAGAAAAGGUCCGAACUAGGACAGAGUGGGAUACAUGAGAUUAGAGAGAGAGGCGUCAACUGCGAUAACGGAUAUGUCGUAACUACAUCUAUAAAGCCAAAUAUACUUCUGGCAACCGUCUGAGAAGUUGUUCGUCAAUAUAUGCAAAAUUAAAGGUACGACGGGUGCCAAUGAUUGACUUGGCCUUUUCGUGCACAGUGAUACGGCUAAGAAGUAGUCCGCUAGGUAACGUCAAGCUGUCCACAAAUGCACCUGGACACUAUCCCGCCUGCCUCCUAUUCCUCGAAGCACUGCAUCGAAGCUGAAGGCAAGGUAACCUAUCAGAUGAAGACUAACGAUAAUAUCACGGAGUUCCGGGCAUGGGUAGUAAUGACAAAUCAAAAAGUUCUUGAGAAUUUUCAGAUAUCUGCGCUUCGUGUUCAAUUGGCUGCUCAGGGUGAUUUAGCUUCAUCAUGAAAGGAACAGAAUCGAGGUGAGCUAAAACUACUCCUAGAAAGACUAUAAAAAACAUGCGCUUGACAGCUUUCCGCAGCAGACAAUAAUAAACUGAAGCUGGAGCUAAAAGAGGCCGGGCCUGAAUACCCUAGGCUGUGACGUCAGAAGCCGAAACGAAACAUAACAUAGACCGGCCGAAGGAGCAUUCGAAAACAUGGUUUAUUUAUUGACGCAUAUUUCCAGCUUCGGCUUAGAAAUGGUGGUCAGGAAUUAACGUGGAGCGGUGCGUCGGCUGUAUGACAUGUUGAUCGCAAGUUCGGGCGACGAUCCAUAAGAUCACCUUAAUCAAGUUAAACACGUUCUAUGCAAAAUGUUCUCGGACAACUUUCUCAGGAAGGAGUAAACCAAUGGCUGAUAACGCCGUCGAAAAACGCUCAAAUGGAUCACAUUUAGGCCUGAUCAGCUACUAAAUCCGUUUUACUUUUAACCUACCUGCAAUUUGCGUAUGAUUCGAUGACCGGAAGUGUAGCAUUUUUAUACAAGUUGGAACAAAAUAAGGAUUGUAAAGUCUCACACAAUCUGACAUAUAUUGCAAGUCCUGUCGAGACCGACGCAGUUUCGUGCCAUGCCAUCACUGGUUGCAAGCAGCAUACUGCACUUGAGUCGAAAAUGCCGUAUGUCGUAAAGUCACGUAAGAUUGAAUACAGGGCGUACAAGGAUCACAUCAGGCAAAGAAGCCUGCAAGCGGCAGAUUAUGAUAUUACUAACUAAUUAUUUUAAUUUAUGUGUACCAAAAACAUUAUCCAUUAAAUAAAUGUAAAUAUAUUUAUUGAAUGUAAUAUUACUAUUGUAGGUUAUAUUCCAGCGUUUGAUUUUUAGUGAAAUGAAAGACAGAGAAGCUUGCAUAUUUAUUAACGGUUAUCAAUAGUAGUAUAUUUGUCUUUUGUAAAUAUGUAUUUAACGGCGCCCCGUAUGGAGUAAGAAAAACUGCAAAAAAGCGAUAUCAGCUAUCAUGUAUGCAAGGGGAGAAUGGAAUAAAACUUUUGUUAGUAAUCAAAACUAAAUCACUUACGAUAAUUCCUUAUUUUCAUUGAAAAUUGUCGCAUUUUAAGGCCAAAUCAAUCCGUUUUCAA